AUGGCGGCGGCCGGCGGAGAGCAGGAGCGGGAACCGGCGCGCUUCGUCUACGUGACCCGCUUCGGCUCGCACCAGUGUGGCAGCGUCUUACAGCUGGGCGGCCGCCGGGCGAAGGGCCGGUGGAGCCUCGGUCUCCGGGCGGGCUGCGGCCGGGAGGAGCCCCGGGGAGCGGCGGCGGGGGCCGCGGGCGGCGGGGAACGGCCCCCCGGCUCCGCCCCCGCGGCCUCCUCACCCGCGGCCUCCUCACCCGCGCCGGCGUCGAGCGCGCGGAGCGGCCCCCGGCCGGCGGCGCGUGCAGGUUUAACCCAGAAGACUUCAGCGAAAAAAUUUGAUCUUCCCAGACCUUUGAAUGAAACUUCCAGAAUAAUGAAGAAAAAGAAAAAGGUUUCAGUGUGGAAUAGAGUACACAAAAUCAUUUCUAGAAUGCUUGAAGAAAAUGAAAAAUAUAGACUCAGGCUGAAAUGCCAACGUUUAUCUAGUGAAAACUCAAAUUAUACAAGAUGAAUCUUCUUAUCAUCUUCUGGAUUAACAUAUCUUUGGAUCUGUUUACCAAAGAAGAUUAUGAAGAGUUUAAAGAUAGAA
Molecule: messenger RNA, 582 nt
Organism: Rhinolophus ferrumequinum (greater horseshoe bat)
Lineage: Eukaryota; Metazoa; Chordata; Mammalia; Chiroptera; Rhinolophidae
Gene: C24H5orf47
Product: chromosome 24 C5orf47 homolog
Exons: 5
Coding region: 1-504 (167 amino acids)
Source: RefSeq, a predicted model, not a curated record